This is a messenger RNA of Alternaria alternata, 397 nucleotides long. RefSeq lists its product as hypothetical. The coding region runs from base 144 to 350 and encodes 68 amino acids. The record is from RefSeq and is a predicted model, not a curated record. The transcript has a single exon. Lineage: Eukaryota; Fungi; Ascomycota; Dothideomycetes; Pleosporales; Pleosporaceae.
AAGUGAGCUGACGAGGUUCAUGGUGCACGGCCGAUAUAUCGGAGUGACGGAUGAGGUCCGAAACUUGCGCUAAACUGAAAUAGCAAUGGUUCUAGAACAGAUUGGCGUCCGAGGCGGUCGUCAAUGGACGAAAUGGCGGAAACAUGCGCGUCCUUUGUGAGCUGUCAUACAUCAUCUACAUCAUCUCCAGCGCAUACAUUGUGUACUUGGGGUGUAAGACGGCUUCACCAUGGCAACGACCAAGGGUCAAUCGAUCACGAUGGAUCUUGUAUCGGAUUCACACAGCCGCGUUUGGUGCGAUGACGUGCCGUUAUGCUUUCGCGUUGCUGAUAAAUCGGGCAAUAGCGUGAUUUGUCCUCCAGUCGUGGGGAAGUGCUAGGACGGUUCAGUAGUCAUU